Messenger RNA from Gracilinanus agilis (Agile Gracile Mouse Opossum), 3846 nucleotides. RefSeq names its product Ras related GTP binding D (gene RRAGD). Gene Ontology annotation, cellular component: Gtr1-Gtr2 GTPase complex; lysosome; nucleus. The record is from RefSeq and is a predicted model, not a curated record. Bases 318 to 1523 code for a protein of 401 amino acids. Gene Ontology annotation, molecular function: GTPase activity; GTP binding. Lineage: Eukaryota; Metazoa; Chordata; Mammalia; Didelphimorphia; Didelphidae. The transcript is spliced from 7 exons. Gene Ontology annotation, biological process: regulation of autophagy; cellular response to starvation; positive regulation of TOR signaling.
UCUCUCCUCGGGGAGGAACUGCUCGGUUCCAGCUGACUCUCCUCCGCCAGGCGGGGCUGGAGGAGGGGGCGCACGGUGGGGCACGGUGGAAAAGUCCUGGACUGGGACCCCGGGGCCGGCGGCGAGGGGGAGGGGGGACAGUCGCCAACUGGGCUCCAUCACCUCCCUUCUCCCCUCCCCCUCCGGGAGGGGAUAAGAAAAGAGGAGGCGAGCGAGCCAAUUCAGAAACAGAUUGCAGAGCGGCAAGCAAGGAAGAGUUGUUCACUCCCUCCCCUCUUCCCCUGGAGCCCACCCUGGUCGGAGGGAGACCCACUGCGAUGAGCCAGGUGCUAGGGAAGCAGCAGCAGCAGCAGCAGCAGCAAGACGAGGAGGAAGAGGAGGAGGAGGAUGAACUCGUGGGGCUAGCGGAUUAUGUGGACGGGCCCGACUCCUCAGACGCCGAUCAGGAAAGCGGAGCCGAGGAGGGAGUUCUGGACUUCAGCGAUCCCUUCAGUACUGAAGUGAAGCCAAGGAUUCUGCUUAUGGGACUGAGGAGAAGUGGCAAGUCAUCCAUUCAGAAAGUUGUCUUUCAUAAAAUGUCACCCAACGAAACCCUGUUCUUGGAGAGCACGAAUAAGAUAUGUCGAGAAGAUGUCUCCAACAGUUCCUUUGUUAACUUUCAGAUUUGGGAUUUUCCAGGUCAAAUUGACUUUUUUGACCCUACAUUUGACUAUGAGAUGAUCUUCAGGGGCACAGGAGCACUGAUAUUUGUUAUCGAUUCCCAGGACGAUUAUAUGGAAGCCUUAGCCAGGCUGCACCUCACUGUGACUCGAGCCUACAAGGUCCAUCCCGACAUCAACUUUGAAGUGUUUAUUCAUAAAGUGGAUGGCUUGUCAGAUGAUCAUAAGAUCGAAACCCAAAGAGAUAUUCAUCAGAGGGCAAAUGAUGACCUUGCUGAUGCUGGAUUAGAGAAAAUUCACCUGAGCUUUUAUCUGACAAGCAUAUAUGAUCAUUCUAUAUUUGAAGCUUUUAGCAAAGUGGUACAGAAACUGAUUCCACAGCUCCCAACCCUGGAGAAUUUACUAAACAUCUUUAUCUCAAAUUCUGGGAUUGAAAAGGCCUUUCUGUUUGAUGUGGUCAGUAAAAUUUAUAUUGCAACAGAUAGUACCCCUGUGGAUAUGCAGACUUAUGAACUCUGCUGUGAUAUGAUAGAUGUGGUUAUCGACAUUUCUUGUAUAUAUGGCCUCCAAGAAGAUGGAGCAGGAACCCCUUAUGACAAAGAAUCAACAGCAAUUAUAAAAUUGAAUAAUACAACGGUUCUUUAUUUAAAGGAGGUGACAAAAUUUCUGGCCCUCGUUUGUUUCGUCAGAGAAGAAAGCUUUGAAAGAAAAGGGCUCAUUGACUAUAAUUUCCACUGUUUCCGCAAAGCCAUCCAUGAAGUAUUUGAGGUGAGGAUGAGAAUAGCAAAAUCUCGGAAAAUUCAGAGCCAGAUGCGGAAGAAAAAAGGAAGCACUCCUAACGGAACGCCCAGAGUUCUGCUGUGAGAUUUCGGUGACUGUCUUUGAGAUGAAGGCUAUUUGAUGAGACGCCACUUGGUGUUGCACUAAGAGGAAGAAGAGAGAGAAUUGGACACGUGGCUGGAUUUGUCAUAUAACAAUCAGUGCAACAACACACUUGAUCCUUUUUAAAAAUAAUAAUAAUAAAGUAAGCACUUUCAGCAACAACAACAAAAACCUUGUAUAUUAAACAGUGAAGUGAAAUCUGUUGUAAGAAUGUUCUUAAUAUAAAAUGUACAUUUUUAUUUUCAUUUGGUCCAUAGUAAGAAAAAUCAGUUGUCAGAACUGUCAGGUACUGUACAUACUUUGUACUUUUUUGUGUUUUUUUCUCAUGGAACAGAACUUUGAUAAAAACUAGUUUUCUAAGCUGUUUUCCCUACAUGGUGUCAGUGACGUGCAUAAUAGAAUGCAUUUGCAUAUGGCAAUCUUAAAAAUCAUCAAAUAAUGUUAUCUUGACACACUGCCUUUUUUUUCUUUUUUAAAAGAAUUUGUGAACAUUUGGUACUAGUUAUUCACUUAAAUAUUUCCCCCGACCCCACAUCUACCUUUGUAGCUGGAGCAGUUUGGAGCACUGUGCUCCCAUGGCAAUAAGAACUCUUUUCAUAUUUAUUAACUAACUGAUCAAGAUUAGUGUUUGUAGAUAAAGCCUAGAGUCAAACUAAUCCAAACUUUUUCAGAGACCUGACAAAUAAAUGCCCCAUUCUUUCCCAGAUCUUUUUACUGUUUUACCUCCAAUGCGAGCUCUAAAAUAACUUUAUACCUGGACAAGAUACUCAUUUUGUAAACCUGCUCAUUGCUGCAUUACUGUUUUUACAACAUUGAGAACCAGAUUUUCAAAGUGGUGUCCACAAUUUCUGCAAAGAAGGGUGCUACUGCUGAAAUACUGGUACUGGUUGAUCUUUUGCACCUGCCAUGUGGAAUUAAAAGUGAUCUCAGGUAUUGGGGAUAUACCCACUGAUGGCAGGCUUUAAUUAUGAGACUGUUUUGAAGUUUGGGGACCUUAGAAAAGGGUUGGGAACAAGGAGAUUGGGGCUAUGGCACAUUUAAGAAGUUUAUCCAAGGGCCAACUUCCCAUUUUGCCAUGUGCUGUCACUGAAUGUAUCCCACUCAAAGCAACCCCCAGAGCAUGGCUUGUUCAGUCUGUUUUCCAUCUUUUCUUCUCUAUGUUAGGUGUGAUUGAAUGUACCUUUUUUUCUGGGAUUAAAAUACACUAAUAUUCCCUUCUGGUAUCCUUCAUUUAAGGCUGCAAAGCUAUCCUAAAAAUGCCUACCAGGCAGUGAAAUAUUAAAUAAGGAUAGCUACAGGAAACCUUAGAAUUACAGAGAAUAUUCCCUCCCACGAAAAUCAGGCAUUCCUAUUCAUCUUAUACCAGGAGAAAUGGAAAGAUUUGUCAACUUCCUAAGGCUGAGAAAACCCCCCAAGUAACCCCACAUAGCUGUAGCAUAUAGGAGGGGUGAGUGAUCUGGGACAAGAAAGGGACAUUGGAGAGGAUUUAUAGUUUUUAGGUUGUAAAAAGUUUUUAUAUUUAGUUUUUUUUAGAUUAGUUUUUUAAAUGUUUAGGUUGUAAAAAGGGUUGGGAAAGUACUAAGGUACACCUAGGAGAAAUGGUUUGUCUUUCUUGGCUCUCUCCUGCCUCCUCAAAAACCUGCCACCUGAAAACUAAAAGUGUGAGCUGAUAAAGAAAUUGGGGUAUGACUUAAAAGGAUCUGAAAACUAAGAAGUUUAAUAAAAAGACACAGAGAUCGAUAAAGCCUGGCCCAGAUGGGCAUCUGCCCUUUAUCAUGGCAUAGAAGAUACAGUGCUGGAGUGGUGUCAGAAAGUCUUGCAUUCAAAUCCUACCUCUGACACUAACUGUAUAUCGGUGGACCAGUGGGCAAAUCAUUUACACUCUCUGGGCCUGAUUUUCCUCAUUUGUAAAAUGAUGAGGUUGGACUUGAUGAUUUUAAGGUCUUUGAGAACUAAUCUGUGAUCCUAUAAUUCCUCCCAAUGACUGGGCUCUUGGACUGUGGCUCAAGGGAGCUUCUGCCAAGAUUUCCUAAGGAGGCUUGUAAUGUGCUUUUGCCGAGUUUCAAUCUACAACUAUAUUCAGGUAGUUCCAAACAGCAAAUAAAUAAAAUUUUGGUGUACUAUUUCUAAAAAGUCAUGAACCUUAUACAUUUAAAUUAUUUAAAUUUUCCAGAAUAUUAUUUCCUUCUGAACAAAUCAUUUGAACAAAAAGUAAGUUUUAAAUGUGAAUUUUCUCUGAAGCUAGAGCCAGCUUUGCCUCUUUAAAUAAUAGAGUAUACCAUUAAAAUACAUGUAUUUUAAUCCA